Sphaerodactylus townsendi is the source of this 1505-nucleotide messenger RNA. RefSeq names its product KASH domain containing 5 (gene KASH5). Gene Ontology annotation, molecular function: dynein complex binding. The coding region runs from base 1 to 1416 and encodes 471 amino acids. Lineage: Eukaryota; Metazoa; Chordata; Lepidosauria; Squamata; Sphaerodactylidae. The record is from RefSeq and is a predicted model, not a curated record. Gene Ontology annotation, biological process: telomere localization; spindle localization; homologous chromosome pairing at meiosis. Gene Ontology annotation, cellular component: nuclear outer membrane; meiotic spindle pole; meiotic nuclear membrane microtubule tethering complex. The transcript has 14 exons.
AUGGAGAAUGUUUGUCACAAGUCUCUUGAGAAUACAGGAGAUGCGGAGUUAACUUCAGAAUCAGCAGAAGCAGAGCCAUGGGAUAGCAUAGGCGUCAGCAGCAAGAGCAGCAUCCUGAGUGCCAGCCAGUGCUCUGAGGAACAUGUUCUGAAGUGCACAUUCAAGGCCUGUGAUCCAGAACAAACAGGAGAGGUAUCUGUUUUCCGAAUCAUCGAAUAUUUACAGGAGAUGACAGGACAGGGCAGUGAAGACUGGAGGUUUCAUUCUCUCUAUACAAGAUUGGAUCCAGAAGAGAGAGGCAUUGCUGUUGACUUUCCUACUUUCCAUCGAGUCAUGAAGGACUGGAUAGCAGAUUGCCGACAAGAUGGCCAAAGAGACGAGGCAGCAGACUUGAUGAGCAGCAUCCAAGACUUGCAGCAGGGGAACAAGAAACUAGCCGUGCAGAAUACCAAACUGCAAGGGACGAUUGAGGCUGCAGAAGAGCUCAAUUUGCGACUUUCUGAAGAGGUUGCCGAGUUGAAAGGAAAGCUGAGAGGCACCCAGCAAGCCCUAGACCAAGCAAGAGCGGUGGCAAAUGAAUUAGAAGACCUGAAGUGUUUUUCCAGGAGUUUGGAAGAGGAAAACAGCAAACUUCACGCACUAGAGCGACAAUUGGAAAAAGAACAGCAGUGUCUCUUGAUUCAAGUGGAUAACCUGCAGGAAGAGAUCCGGAAGCUGCUCCUGGAAAAAGAAAGCUGUAAAAGUAAAAUCAAACAGCUGAGUACGGAGAAGGCCCAAAUGAAGUGUCAGCUCUGUGAGUGCGAAAACCUCAUCUCCUGCAAAGACACUGCCCUUAACAAGAAAGAGAAACAAACUGAAGAGUUGACAGUGACCCUAGAUGAAUACCAAAUGAUGGUUCAGGAAUUGAAAGUGGAAGUCAACAGCCUUCAAGAACAGCUAUGCCGUUCCCAGGAAGAUGGGGAAGGGCUGCUAAACUAUUCCCUAGAAAAUGGGAAGACCUGCUCCAUACAGGCCCCAGCACAGCCCCUCUCCAUGGAGAUUGAAGAAUCACAGAAAGCUGAAUGUACAAACCUGCCAGAAAUCACAGCAGUCGGCUCAGCAGAACAGUCUGAACCAGCCCCUGAAAAACAGGCUUUAGUCCCAGUACACCAUGAGCUGAUGCCAGCUGGUGGGAAGAAGAAGCCGUGCAACAAACAGUUUGCAAGUCUAAUGGAAUGGUUCCUUGAUAUCCCGUUAUGGUACAUUUUGCUGCAGAUCUUGCAAAAACUGGUGCUUCUGGGGCUCCUCCUUACCUGUGUUACAUUACUGGCAAUAGUCUAUUUAGUGCUGCCGUACGGCCAUCUCGUCUGGGCUGAAUCCAGGAGAAAUCACUGGCCUCACCUGCAGUUGCGAUACCUACGCCCACCACCCAUCUAGUACUGUCCCUCUUCAAUUUGUGCAAAGGAAAGCAAGCGGAUCAGGAAAGACCAGUGCCAAAUUAAAAAUAAAUCUUCAAAAUAAAACUU